UGAAAGUUUACUUCCCGUUUAAUAUCAUCAUUUUAGCAAAUAUUUGCAAUCUGAUCAACGUAGUAUUUUGCAUGAGAUCGGAAGGAAGGCAUCUGCACAUAAUCGUCUCUCUUGAUCACUCUAUCAACAACGUGUAAUCGUAAACUAGCCAAUAUCUUAGGAAGGCCGUGGCGGUGCUGUGUAUUUUACUGUGACUCGGCCAGAUGAUGUAAACAUGACAUGCUACUAUUCUAAAAAGUCAGGAGCGGCGUUGUGAUCUUAAAGGCCAUUGGAACCGUCAAGAUGGCCAGACCACCGCAGGAUGUUCCCCAUACACUGGGGCUGAGAGUGGCCAUGGAUAUGGCUGAAAAUAUUCGAAGAACCUUUGAAGAGCAAUUCACUUGGUUAGAUGAGAUACUAGCAGUGUGCAAACAGUCUUUUGCAAGACCUGAAGUUGAACUUUUGCCUAAAACUCCAUCAGCAAAAAGACGAAGAAAACCGCGCAAAGUGAUUAUUGAAGAAGACGAGGAUGAGGAAGAGGAGCAUAACACAAGGAGAACGAUUAAAGCCCGGGAUCAAGAAGACAUGGAUGACUUUGAAGAAACAUCUGCGAAACCGACUCGCAAAGGCCGAUCAACCAGAGCAACUAAAGCAAAGAAAGCCACAGCAGAGAUCAACACAGGGUCACAGAGGUCAACCAGAAGCACAAGGUCAAGGAAGAAAGAUGUCAGUAUGGAGGAUUCCCCUGUGUACAGCAUGGUGGCAGCCAUGAAAGAAAGGAAUGGAGGACGACUGCUUGGAGACCUACGGCAACUUGACGAUUUAGACAUUGAUAAAACACCUGUUGCACGGCAGGUAGCAAUCAUCCGUAGUCCAUCUCCCAGCACACCGAAGAUCCGAUCUCCAAGCACUGUCAAAAACACGGUCCGUCGUAAAUUCAGUGUGAAGGACAAAGCCAGUGCAUAUGAGGAAAUGUUAGCAAAAAGAACAAGUCAAAGCCCUGCCAGUCCACGAUCACCAUUAAGCCCUGUGAAGGGAAGCAGCAGGACGCCAGGGUCAACCAGCACUCCUCCCACCCCGAAUACUGUUACCCAGACAACUAGAAGUACUGCUUUGAGACUGGAGAGUGACCGUCGGUCAGAGAGCCGUAGGUCAUCUAGACAGUCACUCAAGGUGUUGGCAUCCAAAGCUCGACUGUCCACCGCCAGGGGCAGGCCAAGUAUGGGCGGGGCUACUGUAGUGACCAAUGGGGAUAAGGUGACUGAGUCGUUACAGAAAGCUGCUGAAACUGAAGUAGUGGAGAUGGAAAUGGCUGAUGCAGAUGAACAACCUAAGAAGAGUGCUAGAACAAGACUACGACUGAAGAAAAAGACAGACAAUGACUCAAGUGACGCAGGUAAAGAAGUAGAAGCUGUCGCAGUCCUACCGUCCUCUUCCUCAUCAUCCUCGGUGGACUCCGAUAAUGAAAAUCGACCUGUCAAGAAGACUUGUCGUGAAACUGAUAGAGUCGUGGAUACAGAGCCGCGACUUUCGUAUGACAAACUGUACAAAGAGGACAAGGAACAUCCAGAUUUCACUUCCGACUCUGACAAUGGUGGUAGCAAGAAGAGAACAAAAGCAAGAAAGACUAAGAAGUCUCAGGUAGAAAGCUCGGAGAAGGAAACAACUACUGCCUGUAAGGAAUCAGAAUCGGAAGUUGAUGCUCCUGUGAGGCAGAGCACGCGGACUAAAACACGUAAGAAUGCUGAAGCUAAGAAGGAACAGUUGCGCCCCGCGUGCAGCGAGUCUGAGUCGGAGUGUGACAGGCCUGUGAGACAGAGCACCAGAACAAAAACAAGAAAACCAAAGGCGACAGUAGUAGCAUCUGAAAGUGAGUUUUCUGGGUCUGUGUCAUCUGACAAGGAGCAUGUUGAGUCUGAGAUAUCCCAGUCUGAGGAGAAGAAGGAAGAUGUGAUGGAGGUCAGUGAGGAAGUCCACAUGACGGAGGAGGACCAUGGUGACCACGACCGGGACUCGGGCAUCAUGAGUGCUCAGUCUAGCGAGAUCAAUAUCAAUAUAUCCGCCAAACCCAUGGAGGCUGAGAUAAUUGAGGAGGAAGAGGAGGAGAAGCAGCCCACACGGUCGACCCGCACGAAGACACGGAAAGUACAGAAGAGUGAGAGUAGUGAUUGUGAAGAAGUGUUUGUUGCCCCUGAGUCUCCUGCUCCUAAAACACGAACUAAAACACGGAAGCGUCAGGCUGAGGAAGAAGAAAAUCGGGUUGCUCCCAAACCGAAGAGAUCCUGCACCAACUCCGUCUCUUCACCUGAUCAGCCUAGUAGACAUGCUGCUACAGAUUCAGACAGUGUGGCCAGUAGUGAGGAGGACAUCACAGACCGCUCUCCAUCACCGACAUGCCCGCCAGACAAGGUGAUCCGUCCCCAUACUUCGUCUUUCCUGAACAGUUUACGUAAGCCCUCAUCUGUGGCCAUCGGCACUCCUUCAAAUCUCAUCACCGGCAUGACCUCCUUCAUCAAGAAAACACAGAUUACUCCUAACAAAGCCUCACAACUGGCUUUACAGGAGAUGAGGAAAAAGGAGCUUGAGGAGAAGCAGAAGAAGGAUCGAGAGCGGAUACAGAAGCGAGAGGAGAACCUCAAGAUCAGGAUCGAGGAGCAAAGGAGGAAGCGUGAGGAGCGUAUGAGGAAGGUGCUGGAGUACCGGGAGCAGCGCGAGAAGCAAGAGCGGCAGAUCAAGGACACGCUGGCCAAGAAGAUGGAGGAGAAGAUGCAGGUGUCAGAUAAGCUGAAGGAGGAGAAACUAAAGGAGGAGAAGGAGCUGAAGGCAAAGAUCAGGCUGAAGAAGCAGCUUGAAGCCGAGGAGAGGCGGAAACAGGACGAGGAGGAGAAACUGCGCAAGAAGCAGGAACUGGAGGAAGAAAAUAGGAGGUACCAAGAGUUGAUGCAGAGGAAGAAGGAGUAUGAGGAGCAAGAGCGUCAAAAGAAGAUAGCUGAAGAGAGGAAGAGGCACGAAGAGAGACUGGCGGAGGUGGAGCGAGAGAGGGAGCAGGAGCAACUACGGAUCCGGCACAUGGAGGAGGAGCGAGAGAAAGAACGAGUGAAAGCCAGGGAGGAGAGGGAGAAGGCUGCAGCACGUGAGAAAGCUGAGAGAGAGAAACAUGAGGUGGACAAGAAAAAGGAGAAAGAACUAGCCUUGAAGAGAGAAUUAGACAAACUGAGAGAGCUGGAGAAGCAGCGUCUUCAGAAGGAGGCAGAACUCCGGGAACAUGAACAACGGAAGGAGGAACAGAUGCGCCAGAUGAUCAAGCAACACAACCAGAACCUGGUUUCUCUGCAACAAAACAUACAGGGUCUACAGAAGCCCAACCUCAACUCCACUGUCACACUCAAUAAAUCAGCAGAUAGUUUCACAUCGUAUGAAAUCACCCCCGCCAAGAAGAAGAAAAACAGCAGUUCGGAGAACUACAACAUAGAAGACCUCAACUCAGAGGAUUCCACGGACGAUGAGGACCAGCCGAAAAAGAGAUUACCUCUGUGGGCGCAAGAUCGAAAUCUGAAAGCAGCUCUGAUAAAUCAACACUAUCACCCCCCAAACACUGAGGGAAUCUUUGGUGCCAUUGACCCACCCGAUCUCAAUGUCCUGUUCAAGAAAGUCAAGCCGAGGUUCAACAAGCGUACAAGUUCAGCCAUCUGGGACUCACCAUUGUACAAACCUCAUGGAGCACCAGUUUCAUGAUCACAUAUCAUUCAGUUGUCAAGAUCCGGGUCUCUUUUAGCCUUGUCCCUUCUGGCUGACUCUGUGUUCACUCAGUCCAAUGCAUGUACCGGUACCGGUACCUUCACCUUCACCUUCACCAUCACAGACAGGUGUUUCUUUUCAUAACUUGGUUCAUGGAUCUCCAAACUUAAAAAGACAGGGAUGUGUGGGAGGGGGAAAAAGGAUUCAAGUUUAAAGCUGUUUUACUAAGGCCAAGCCUGAUAAUCACACUAUUUAAUGAAAUCACUAAUGUUUUCUAGCCUAGGGGGUAAGGAAUACAUGCCUGCAAUAGUUAGCUGAAAUAGUAUAGCUCCACCAUUCUCAAAUCAGUGCAUAUGGGACAUUGUUCUCACAGGAACAGUAUGAAUUUAACAUUCCUGUACGACUUCACCAAAAUGCCAAAAGCAAAAUGGAGGUUUUUGGUAUUUUAUAUUUUUCUCUCAUUCGACCGAGCCUAUAUUCUUAAAAAGAAGUCUGUUAUUUUUAUUUCAACCAGCAACCAAUGGUUUGGAGAAAAACAACCGUAAACCUACUGAUAAAACACAUUGGCCUAAUAAUGUUAGAGUGUAACUACGAGUGUCAGGGCCUGCAUCCCUGUCUGGUAGAUGUGAGGGUACAGGACUCUAGUGGGUGACACUCCAGGUACAACCAAGCAUGGGACGUGAGCCACAGACCAGAAGAAACAGCUGCGUAUUUGUGACAAUACAACCUUUUUCUUAACAACUAUAUGUGUAGUUAAUCUCCAGUUGAUAGUCUGUACAUUUGUAAAGAUGUAUUAAAUUAUGCAUCGGAAUAUUAUUUUAUUGAGAAACAGGAUCAUUUAUACUCAUUUACUGUGUAGUUUGUCUAUCUUCGUUUUAUGACUUUUGCAACUACUUAUGUUUCUUUUCUCAAUUCUUGAAUCCAUUUCUUGAAUCCUCUUCCUCCAGGAUUUCCUCUUGCUAUAUCUUAUUGGUUGAAAAAUAACAUUGCAAUGGAGUAUGUGUCUCAAUAGUGACUUCAUAAUAUGAUGCAGAGUUUCUGUGAAUUAUUCUAUUUUCAAUCUAUUUACAUAUAUGAAUUAGGGUUUGAAAAAUGCUGUGGUCCAGAUAAUCGACAUUUGAUAUUAAUGAAAAUCAGAAUCAUUCAUCAGGAUAGUAGUAUAUAUUAAAAGUCGUUCUCAUUGUGUUAUCUUUGACAGAUUGAAAAGUACAAGAGAAUUGAGGAAUAAUUGUGACCCUGGUUCAAAUGUCCUGAUGUGAGUGAGCUGGGUUUAACGCUGCUUUGAACAGUAUUCCAGUCUUAUCAUGUAUGUCAGCCUGAUGUGGGAGGAAAGCCUGAAGUGAUGCAGGUCUCCCGAUGUUUACCACUUCGGUGAAACCCACGAGCACGGGUAUGGUGCUGACAAACCUAGAAACAAUCGGGACGCGUGAUGCAAGUCUGAUGUAAUCUUGAUACGUCACUCAGUUAGUUAAAUGCUGAAGCUGAAAAGAUACACCAGCAUGACAAUAGUUUAAUAACAUCACAUCCUCUCAAAUAUUUGCUCAUACAAAGAGUUAGUUUUAAGUAUUUUGUAUCAUAUUGUGGAGCAAUGUAUUUUGAUGCACCAUUGAAUCUUUCACCACUCUCGUAUUUCUUGCAAAGCUGAUCACCCUGUGUAUAUUGCUAUCCCACGAUGUUGUAGAUAUGUAAAUAUGUAAAUAGCUCAUCCAUCUCAUGCAGGCAUCACACAUUGCACACAAUACACACAGGCCAUUCAUUCAUUCUUCUCUUCAUUUAUCAGACUGUCAUUUUUAAGAAAGCUCAAUUUCUUGUUGGUUGCUCUGUGCCAUAACUCUAUUAAAUUUUAUCAGUCACAACAAAUUUAGUAAAUCUCAUUCAUAUUUUUAUUGUUUGUUUUACACGAUGUAUUAAUAUUGUUUUUUUGAUGGGUCCAUAGAGUGCAAACAUAAAAUGAAGGCAUAUUCUGUCUUCUCCAAGCUUAACAUAGGUAUAUAUAACAUUAUCUGACCUUUCGGUAGCAAUGUAUUGGAAUUAAUGUCAUAUCCAUUGGCUGUAUUUAUUAUAAGGACAAAUGUCUACUGAUUUAUAUAACUGUGAAGUGUGUAUGACUAAUAUCUAGCUGUGUAGGUAUAGAUAAUGAGAAUGUACUACAGUACAUCUACUUUGUCAUGAUGUAUCUGAUACACCCUGAUACAUCUAUGAUGCAUCCCUGAGACUGUGACUAACUUCAGAUACUGUGGGCGUCUGUACACAGUGAACUAUCCUUUCAUGUUGUGACAGCUGUCCGUUACUUUGUACAAACGCUUUUACACAGUGUAACUUGGUAUCUGCAUUUUCAGAUGAAUGGGAAUAAAUUCUGAAAUGUGA
Haliotis rufescens (red abalone) is the source of this 6084-nucleotide messenger RNA. Its product is annotated as inner centromere protein A-like. Bases 283 to 3714 code for a protein of 1143 amino acids. Gene Ontology annotation, molecular function: protein serine/threonine kinase activator activity. The record is from RefSeq and is a predicted model, not a curated record. Gene Ontology annotation, cellular component: meiotic spindle midzone; chromosome passenger complex; nucleus. Lineage: Eukaryota; Metazoa; Mollusca; Gastropoda; Lepetellida; Haliotidae. The transcript is spliced from 18 exons. Gene Ontology annotation, biological process: positive regulation of protein serine/threonine kinase activity; metaphase chromosome alignment; mitotic cytokinesis.